GCAAAAGCUGGUGGGGAAUUGGUAGGUCGUUUAGUUGUCUGAAAAUCGGCACCGCGAACGGAUCGAAAUGGAGGCUCAGAAAUAUAUGCUCCCGAUUUUGCUGUUAUUUUGCUGCUGUGGAAUUCCACUGGAGGUCGGAGCGAUUCGGAUGAGAAUGCCCACUUUGCCGGAGGAACUCAACUGCCGAAAUGAAAGUAUUCAUUUCAACUUUAACCUAACGCAACUCUCCGGUUACUGGUACGAGGCUGCUAGAGUACCCAAUGUCCAGGUACUGGAAUGCCUGAAUGUCUCUGUGCCCGCUGAAAUCGAGAAUGACAUACUCUCGCUGGACUUGAACUUCAUCAGCACGGUGAACAAUGGAUGGCAGUUCACCGAGGAGUCCGUUGAAUUCCCCUGGAACGAAGAUACGCAAACCGGCAUCUUCAAACUCGAUUACGAUACGGUCACUGUGACCUACAAACUAAUGUUAACGGACUACGAGAAUAUCGCCUUUGUCUGCGGUUUCGGAAGCAUUUCGCCAGUUCCGCUGUUCAAGCUCUUCACUCGGAAACGUGAGCUCAGCCAGGAGAUGAUCAACUUGGCGAAGAGCUAUGCUGAACAGUACGGCAUGGGCAACCAGAUCGCGUGGGAGAUGCAAUCGCCGGGCGAAUGCAAUGGAUCCGGUGGUCUAUUUCCUAUGGCAAUUCUAAUGGCCACCGUUGCAGUGCUCUGGGGUUUUAGAGCGUGAACUCAAUUUUUAGCUUAGACUUUACUACUACUAUCAGUACAAACUCUUAUCAAUCUUGUUUGUUUUCAACGCCAUGUGUUUUAUUUGGGGUCAUUAAAAUGUUAUUUCCGAGAAUUGCU
Drosophila melanogaster (fruit fly) is the source of this 846-nucleotide messenger RNA. RefSeq lists its product as uncharacterized. The transcript is spliced from 2 exons. Gene Ontology annotation, molecular function: small molecule binding. The record is from RefSeq and is marked reviewed. Bases 68 to 727 code for a protein of 219 amino acids. Lineage: Eukaryota; Metazoa; Arthropoda; Insecta; Diptera; Drosophilidae.